AUGGUGAUUAAAACAGAUCCCUGCUCAUUCUCAGAGUACAGAAUUUACCCUGGUAGAGGUCGUAAAUUUGCUGCUAAGGACGGUAAGGUCUACUACUUCAUUAGCACCAAGGUUGCAUCACUCUUCCACCAACGCAAGAAGGCCGUCAAGUUGACCUGGACCCAAGCAUGGAGACGCUUCAAUAAGAAAAUCAAGGUUGAUGAGAUCUCCAAGCGCAGAACCAAGAAGACCACUAGAGUCCAAAAAGCCAUCGUCGGUAUGAGUCUUGACGAAAUCAAGAGAAGAAGAGCUGAGAAGCCAGAGGAGAAGGACAAAAAGCUCGAAGCCGCCAAGAAAGAGGCCAAGCAAAGACAGCAAAAGAAGAUUGAUGCCAAGAAGCAAGAGAAGGCUAAGAAAUCACAAGCCCAGCAAAAGACCGCCCCCGCUCAAAAGAACGUUCAAGCCCCAAAGAAAGGUCAAGCCAGCGGAAAGGGAAAGAAGUGA
Molecule: messenger RNA, 483 nt
Organism: Stylonychia lemnae
Lineage: Eukaryota; Ciliophora; Spirotrichea; Sporadotrichida; Oxytrichidae
Source: the annotation of a GenBank genome assembly